This is a messenger RNA of Alnus glutinosa, 1648 nucleotides long. Its product is annotated as pyruvate dehydrogenase E1 component subunit beta-1, mitochondrial. NCBI's taxonomy places the organism in Eukaryota, Viridiplantae, Streptophyta, Magnoliopsida, Fagales, Betulaceae. The transcript has 15 exons. Gene Ontology annotation, biological process: pyruvate decarboxylation to acetyl-CoA. The record is from RefSeq and is a predicted model, not a curated record. The coding region runs from base 145 to 1275 and encodes 376 amino acids. Gene Ontology annotation, molecular function: pyruvate dehydrogenase (acetyl-transferring) activity.
AGAAAAAAUAAUAAAUAUAAUAGAGGACAGUGAAAGUCGAAAUCGGCUGAUUUCACGUCCAUUUUCUUUUUCUACAUCUCCUUCGUCUCCGUUCGGAUCCCUCUAUAAUCCUAUUCCAAGAGAGACUGAGCGGAAGGGAGAAAGAUGCUGGGGGUUUUGAGGCAAAAGGUUGGUGCCGGAGGGUCUUCUCUUCUGAUUUUGGGACAGUCCUUACAGAGGACUCGUUCUGCUGCGUCGGCGUUGAGGAGUUACUCAUCAGCAGCGAAAGAGAUGACGGUGAGAGACGCUCUAAACUCUGCACUUGAUGAGGAAAUGUCUGCUGAUCCUAAAGUAUUUUUGAUGGGUGAAGAGGUUGGGGAAUAUCAAGGUGCAUACAAGAUAUCCAAAGGGCUUUUGGACAAGUAUGGUCCUGAGAGGGUUCUUGAUACACCAAUUACGGAGGCUGGGUUUACAGGGAUUGGAGUUGGUGCUGCUUACUAUGGUCUGCGGCCUAUUGUAGAGUUUAUGACAUUUAACUUCUCUAUGCAGGCAAUUGACCACAUCAUUAAUUCUGCUGCAAAAUCAAACUAUAUGUCUGCUGGCCAGAUAUCUGUGCCUAUAGUUUUUAGAGGGCCUAAUGGUGCUGCUGCUGGAGUUGGUGCCCAGCACUCUCAUUGUUAUGCUGCAUGGUAUGCCUCCUGCCCUGGGUUGAAAGUGUUGACCCCAUACUCAUCUGAAGAUGCUCGUGGACUGCUAAAGGCUGCAAUAAGGGAUCCUGAUCCUGUUAUUUUCCUUGAAAAUGAGCUGUUAUAUGGUGAGUCAUUCCCUGUUUCAGCUGAAGUUCUUGAUUCCAGUUUUUGCCUCCCAAUAGGAAAAGCUAAGAUUGAGAGAGAAGGAAAGGAUGUGACUAUUACUGCUUUUUCAAAAAUGGUGGGCUACGCUCUCAAGGCGGCUGAGAUACUUGCAAAGGAAGGUAUCAGUGCUGAGGUUAUAAAUUUGCGCUCAAUUCGGCCGCUAGACAGAUCGACAAUUAAUGCUUCUGUAAGGAAAACCAGCAGACUGAUAACAGUUGAAGAAGGAUUUCCUCAGCAUGGUGUUGGAGCCGAAAUCUGCACAUCUGUUAUUGAGGAGAGCUUUGGUUAUCUUGAUGCACCGGUUGAGAGAAUUAGUGGGGCUGAUGUUCCAAUGCCUUAUGCAGCCAAUCUUGAGAGGAUGGCUGUACCACAGGUUGAAGACAUUGUUCGUGCAGCAAAGAGAGCAUGCUACAGGUCUGUAACGUUGGCUGCAGCUGCUUAAUUCUACCAAUUUCGUCCAAAAACUGUUCCAAAUCCAGGUGAUUGUUAAAUUGGUGGCUGCUUAUGUUUCGGGUUUUGAAGUUAUCGCCCAUAGCUGAUGAGUUUCAUGAUUUGUUAAAUGACUUGACUUCAGUUUAGAUAACCUCUGAUAAAUGCGAAUAACUGCUGAAUUUUCAGGAGAGAUAGAGAUUGUACAUUUUUUUUUCUUUCACUUCUCAUAACAUGGGGAAGAAGUUGCUUGUUAAAAUAACCUGGAGAACAAUGACUCAGAGGUUGGAAAUUUUGUGACUCUUUGUUGUCGUUUUUAUUUGGCAGUUGAUGUGGUACUUUUGGAAGCCUUAUUUCAAAGGUACUUUAUUUGGCUUUUGUAUUCA